AGAAGAUUGGCCAAGAUCAAGAGUGCUACAGCCUCAUGAUUCUGCGAUAUGCCGCACGGCGCUUCUCGACUUCGGCUCGAAGGCUCAUCAAGGAAGAAGGGUGGCAAGGCAAGGGCGCGAAUGUGGUAGACUUGCUCGCAUCGAGGUCGCUGCUGCAGCAAACGACGGCGCCCAACUCGCUGCGAAAGCACCUCGACGAGGCUGAGCGGACAGUGUACGCGGGCGUGGAUCCUAGCGCAGACAGCUUGCACGUCGGCAACCUUCUCCCGCUACUCGCCUUGCUCCACUUUGUCAGACAGGGCCACAGUGCGGUAGCUCUGAUCGGAGGUGCGACCGGAAGCAUCGGAGACCCUUCGGGACGAGACACCGAGAGAUCGUCCCUGUCAACCGAACAGCUCCAACACAAUGUCUCGAGGAUCACAGAGCAGGUGCACAGCUUCUUCGAGAGGGCAAACGAGCACCUUGCUAGCAAGCGCAAAGGGGAGGGAGAAGAAUCACCAGUGGGCAAGGUGACGGUGGUCGACAAUGCCGACUUUUAUCGAACAAUGAGCAUGCUUGACUUUUUGAGAGACGUCGGACGAUAUGCGAGGGUAGGCUCUAUGCUUGCCCGCGACAGCGUCAAGAACCGACUCCAACCCUCAACGCCCGAUGCAGCACCGACUGGCCUCUCCUUCACAGAGUUUUCCUACCAGCUGCUCCAAGCUUACGACUUCAGCGUGCUACACAAGGAGUGGAACUGUACUGUCCAGCUCGGCGGAUCAGACCAGAUGGGCAACAUCUCCGCCGGCAUUGACCUAAUCCGCCGCCGCCAACAUAGCCUAUUGGAGUCUGGCAUCAGCGAGGGCCCCGAAUCGCUGUCCCAGUCGUCGGAAAAGGACGAGCCUUCACCAGCGUACGGCUUGACUUUGCCGCUCCUCACAACUUCCUCUGGCGCCAAAUUCGGAAAGUCCGCCGGCAACGCCGUCUGGCUCUCGUCAGAUCGGUGCUCCGACUAUGAAUUCUACCAAUUCUUCCUCCGCUGCUCCGACGGUGAGGUCAGGAGCUACCUGCGGUGCCUCACGAUGCUAUCACUCGAGGAUGUGGACGAGAUUUUGCGGGAGCACGACAAGAACAGACGCGAGAGAAUCGCGCAACGGGCCCUCGCAAGAGAGAUGGUCCUGCUUGUGCGAGGACGAAAGGCGUUGGACAGAGCCGAGAUCGCGACAAAGAUUCUCUACGAGAAGCGCAUCAGAGAGGUGACGAGGGAGGAUGUCUUGUCCACAUUUGGCGAAGAGCAGUCGACGAAUGGCAAAAAGGUUCUGGUCCGGUUGGCGACAAAGGAUGCCGUCGGCGUGAGCAUCGGAAGUCUGGCCGCGUCCACUGGCCUCGUCAAAUCACGCGGCGAGGCCACAAGGGCGAUGAAGAGCGGUGGCCUCUACGUCAACGACGUGCCCGUCAAGGACCCCAGACAGACACUGAGACACCAGAACUUUGUGUCGGGCAACCAGACGCUGGCUGUCUUGAGUCUUGGGAGCAAGGAGCACCGUAUCCUUAUGAUCGACGAGAUUGAUCGGAGUUAGACCACAGAUCACGAGAAAGCGGACAAGGCCAACCACCCUUCACAAGAACCCGCCUCGGGUGAGCAAGAAGCUGCUACAAACGACCAAAUGAAAUAGAAGGACCAAUGAGGAGGUAUCUAAUGUACUGUAGAGAAGCAAAUGUGAAGAAGAGGACUAUUUAAUCUGAUGAUGUUAUGCUGUG
Acaromyces ingoldii is the source of this 1740-nucleotide messenger RNA. RefSeq names its product putative tyrosyl-tRNA synthetase mitochondrial precursor. The transcript is spliced from 3 exons. Gene Ontology annotation, molecular function: RNA binding; ATP binding; tyrosine-tRNA ligase activity. Lineage: Eukaryota; Fungi; Basidiomycota; Exobasidiomycetes; Exobasidiales; Cryptobasidiaceae. Gene Ontology annotation, biological process: tyrosyl-tRNA aminoacylation. The record is from RefSeq and is a predicted model, not a curated record. Gene Ontology annotation, cellular component: cytosol; mitochondrion. The coding region runs from base 36 to 1559 and encodes 507 amino acids.